AUGAAGAUUUUUAUUGACAUUUUCUCCGGCGACGAGUUGUUGUCCGACGCUUACGAUGUCAAGGAGGUUGACGGCGUCGUUUACGAGGCUGACUGUGCCAUGGUCCAGGUCCGUUCUGGUGGUGACUUUGACAUUGGUGCCAACGCUUCCGCUGAGGAGGCUGCUGAGGACUUGGAGGACGGUGUUGAGACCGUCAACAACGUUGUCAACUCCUUCAGAUUGCAACAGACCCAAUUCGACAAGAAGUCUUUCUUGACCUACAUCAAGGGUUACAUGAAGGCUGUCAAGGCUAAGUUGGCUGAGACCGCUCCAGACCAGGUUGAGGUCUUCGAGAAGGGUGCUCAAGCUUACGUCAAGAAGGUCAUUGGUUCUUUCAAGGACUGGGACUUCUACACUGGUGAGUCCAUGGACCCAGAUGCCAUGGUUGUUUUGUUGAACUACCGUGAGGAUGGUGAGACUCCAUACGUCGCUGUCUGGAAGCACGGUAUCAAGGAGACCAAGAUCUAA
Messenger RNA from Australozyma saopauloensis, 507 nucleotides. RefSeq names its product Tma19p (gene TMA19). Gene Ontology annotation, cellular component: cytoplasm. The transcript has a single exon. The coding region runs from base 1 to 507 and encodes 168 amino acids. Gene Ontology annotation, molecular function: calcium ion binding. The record is from RefSeq and is a predicted model, not a curated record. NCBI's taxonomy places the organism in Eukaryota, Fungi, Ascomycota, Pichiomycetes, Serinales, Metschnikowiaceae.